GUGUUUUUUGCAAGAAACUUGUUUUCUCUUUUUACUUUCUUUAUUUACAAAUACAUUCAAUUUACUUAUCUCUUAUAGAUUCUGGUAUGGGAAAAAGGAAAAGAACCAAGGAACUCAGGCCAUGGUGUUGGUAUUGUGAACGUGAUUUUGAAAGUCUUUCUGUGUUGAUCGAACAUCAAAAGGCCAAACAUUUCAAGUGCUCUCAAUGUCGACGUACAUGGUAUUCAAUUCGUAAAUUGAUUGUACAUGCCAUGUCACAACAUGAUAUGAAUAUAAUAAGUGUCGCGAAUGCUUUACCACAUAGAACAAACCAAAUUCAUCUAGAAAUCAUCGGCAUGGACGGAAUUCCGGAAGACGACUUGUAUGCUCAUGAAAAACAGGUUCUUGGAACCCCUGAAUCAAAAAAACCAAAAGACUAUGCUUAUGGUGAGCUUAGUGAAGAACAACUUCGAUCGCAGGUUGCACAAUUCCAAGCCGAAUCAGCAAUGAUACCAACAACAAUAGAUUCAUCGGUACAUUAUUCUGGAGAUGAUCCCUACUACUACGUUAAUCAAUCUUACUUUCCACCACAAUCUUACAAUUUUAAUGACAAUUUGGCAUAUCCUCAUUAUAAUAGUACUUAUGAUGGUUACUCUUCUUGGCACAAUUAUCCUUCUUCAACAGAUGAUGCAACAUCAAUGAAUCAUCAUUCUAAAGUGAAAACAACUCCUUCAACAAUAUCAUCUAAUACAUCACAACCUAUUACAUCAACAUCAACAGCAGAAGCAACAAUAAAAUCAACACUUCCAAAACAUGAUUUAAGGAUAUCAACUUUAUCUUCUCCUGUGCAACCAAGGUCCCGUGAUAAUUUGACAUUGAAAAGAGCAGCAACUCAAUCCAUUCUAGUUUACCAACAUGAGGAUCUGUCUCCGGAUGAAUUACGGGCAAACUACAUGAAAUCAAAUCUCAUUGAUUAGAAUAUAUCAUCCUUUUUUUUUUUUUUUU
Halteromyces radiatus is the source of this 984-nucleotide messenger RNA. RefSeq lists its product as uncharacterized. Gene Ontology annotation, cellular component: nucleus. The annotation marks the transcript as partial. The transcript has 6 exons. NCBI's taxonomy places the organism in Eukaryota, Fungi, Mucoromycota, Mucoromycetes, Mucorales, Cunninghamellaceae. The record is from RefSeq and is a predicted model, not a curated record.